Messenger RNA from Vigna angularis (adzuki bean), 1251 nucleotides. RefSeq lists its product as uncharacterized. Gene Ontology annotation, molecular function: nucleic acid binding; zinc ion binding. Bases 1 to 1251 code for a protein of 416 amino acids. The transcript has a single exon. NCBI's taxonomy places the organism in Eukaryota, Viridiplantae, Streptophyta, Magnoliopsida, Fabales, Fabaceae. The record is from RefSeq and is a predicted model, not a curated record.
AUGGCACCAAGACCUCCUCCUCAACCUGUCGAUCGUGAUGUAUCUGAUAACACGAGGUUAUUGGAAUCCGUAAUAGAAGCGCUUCAACAGCAGAACGCUGCCUUGGUGCAGCAGAACACGACCGCUUUGCAGAGUUUGGAAGCCGCACGGGCAAACUCUGAAGCAACUCAAAGGCAGUUGAUGGAGAUCAUAACAACUACUAGGAAUACAGCUGGAGCGUCCACUUCUUCUGGAAAUCAUCAAACCGAAUGGAGCUUGGAGAGUUUUCUCCAACAUCACCUUGCCAAGUUCAAUGGGAAAUGCCUCCCUGAUGAAGCCGAUCAGUGGCUACGGGACAUGGAACGAAUCUAUAAUGCAAAGGGGUGUCCGGAUGACAAGAGGCUGGCCUUUACCGAGUAUUUGUUGACGGGAGAGGCUAGUCAUUGGUGGACGAGUAUGAAGAUGAUUCUGGCGGACACCCAGAGUCCCAUCUCAUGGGAAGUAUUCAGAAGCAAGUUUUACGGAGAAUACUUUCUAGACAGCGUUCGUUUUGCAAAGGAGGUGGAGUUUCUUAAGUUGGUGCAAGGUGGAAUGUCAGUGUCAGAGUACACCAACAAAUUCAAACACUUAGUGAGAUUUAACACUAUGGCGACCAGUGAGGAAUGGCAGUGUAGGAAGUUUGAAAAUGGACUGAGGAGCAAUUUGAAGCUGCUGAUAUCCAGCCUAUGUAUUAGGUCUUUUCCUGCCAUGGUUGAGAGAGCUAAAGUAUUGGAGAAGAACGUGGCAGAGGUGGAACAACAUAAGAAGCAACAACAACAGGCAAUAAGAGGACCCAUAUCUUCAAGGAACAAUACUAUUCCAAGGAGGACGCCUUAUGCUCGUCCAGCAUUGCCAUCAAAUUCUGGUGGGUCUCAGGUAGUGGUUGCUGUCGGACAGCCUGGACAACAAGGGACCGUGACAUGUUUUCAGUGUGGAGGACCACACUACCGUUCGUCGUGUCCUCAGCUGGUGGGAGGAAAGUUUUGCACUUGCUGUAGAAGAAAUGGUCAUCUAGAGAGCGAGUGCAACAUGGGAAGACGAGCGGUGAUGAGGCCACCGAACGCUAGAAGAGUUCAACAAGGAAGGGGUGGUCGAGCUCAAGCGGUCGGGCGCGUUUAUGCUAUAACGGGCGCUGAAGCAGCAAGUUCAGGUACACUCAUCACCGACACUUGUUUAUUAUAUGGAAUGCCUUGUUGUGCGUUGUUUAAUUGUUGCGAGAAGGAAGCUGUUUGA